This is a messenger RNA of Carya illinoinensis, 657 nucleotides long. RefSeq lists its product as uncharacterized. Lineage: Eukaryota; Viridiplantae; Streptophyta; Magnoliopsida; Fagales; Juglandaceae. The coding region runs from base 1 to 657 and encodes 218 amino acids. The record is from RefSeq and is a predicted model, not a curated record. The transcript has a single exon.
AUGUCUAUCCCUACGUAUGCUAUGAGCUGUUUCUUGCUCCCAAAGUCUCUUUGUAAAGAAUUAGAGAUGAUGAUGGCAAAGUUUUGGUGGGGAAAUCAGGGGCAAGGGAAUAAAAUUCACUGGGUAAGUUGGGAGAAACUAAGUAACUCUAAAUUUAGAGGAGGGAUGGGUUUUAAAGAUCUACAUCUUUUUAAUCUAGCUCUUUUAGCUAAACAAGGUUGGCGGCUUCUUCGGAAUGAGGGAUCCCUCGUACAUCGUGUUUUUAAAGCCAAAUAUUUCCCCAAUACAAGUUUGUUUGAUGCCAAGCUUAUAUGUAAUUCAUCAUAUGUGUGGAAGCGUCUUUUGGAAGCUAUAACAGAUUUGAAGAGAGGGUGUAGGUGGAGAGUGGGAAAUGGAAAAUCUAUUAAUGUCUUUAAAGAUCCAUGGAUUCCUGAUUAUAAUUUACCCCUCAAUAAUUCUGAAUUUGAUGAAGAUUUAAAAGUUCAUUCUUUGAUUGAUAGCAGUACGGGAUGGUGGAAUAUACAAGCCUUAAGAGCUCUAUUCAAUCCAAAUGUGGUUCAGAAAAUUCUGCAGCUUAAUAUUUCUAUUCAUGUUGAAGAUUCUUUAUUUUGGGUGCAUGAGAAAAAUGGAAAUUAUUCAAUUAGAAGUGCCUACUAA